Messenger RNA from Nymphaea colorata (pocket water lily), 1521 nucleotides. Its product is annotated as putative hydrolase C777.06c. The record is from RefSeq and is a predicted model, not a curated record. Lineage: Eukaryota; Viridiplantae; Streptophyta; Magnoliopsida; Nymphaeales; Nymphaeaceae. The transcript has 12 exons. The coding region runs from base 297 to 1361 and encodes 354 amino acids.
GAUCAUGAUUUUUCCAAACACGAGGAGUGAACAAGAUCGAACUGAGCUCAAUGACAAACCAAAUCAAGCAGUUUGAAGCAACUUGGUUCGAUGACCAGUCCUACCUGAGCUCAAGCUAAUUGGUUGACUGGCAAGGGAUCAACAGAGUAGCAGGGAGGAUUCUGUUUCUGGACCGGGUCGGCCUACAAUUGGCACCAAAAUUGCGGUACUGCAGCUUUUCUCCAACUGAUCUGGACGCACUAAGCCACUAACGGAAGCACCACCAACCACUCUGCGGCCGCUACUACUCUGCUCCCAUGAUUGGCUACAGUAUUCCCAUGAGAAACCUGGCUGCCAUACCGUUUUCUUCUUCCCCGGCUUGGCUCUGGCAUGGUUCGUCGCUUCAGAUGAGGUGGGCAUCGCUUAGUCUUCGUACAAAUGGCCUCCCUCGGCUCAAACUCUUCCUGCAAGUGAGGUUUCAGUCAAGAUGCUCAGCAAUUGAUACUCCGAGACGAGUGCCCGACGAGCUCUCGGAAAUCAUAUUUAUCGGAACGGGAACUAGUGAAGGCAUCCCACGAGUUAGUUGUCUCACGGAUCCACUGAAGACAUGUCCUGUGUGUUCAAAGGCGAUGGAACCAAACAAUAAAAAUAGACGGCUCAAUACAAGCAUUCUCAUUCGCUAUUCUAAUUCUUCUGGAAACAGGAACAUUCUUAUCGACGUUGGCAAAUUCUUCUAUCACAGUGCACUUAGGUGGUUCCCUCAGUUUGGACUUAGAAAUAUUGAUGCUGUCAUUAUUACCCACUCACAUGCGGACGCAAUUGGAGGUCUUGACGAUCUUCGGGAUUGGACAAACAAUGUCCAUGCCUGCAUACCAAUAUAUGUAGCAAAGCGUGAUUUUGAGGUAAUGAAGAAGACACAUUACUAUUUAGUGGAUACAAGUGUAAUUAUACCGGGAGCUGCUGUUUCAGAGUUGCAGUUUAACAUUAUAAACGAAGAACCCUUUAUUGUCCAUGAUCUGAAGGUGACUCCUUUACCUGUAUGGCAUGGAAAAGGUUAUCGUUCCCUUGGUUUUCGUUUUGGAAACAUUUGUUACAUUAGUGAUGUUAGUGAGAUUCCAGAGGAAACAUAUCUGCUGCUCAAGGACUGUGAAAUCUUGAUUAUGGACGCACUGAGACCGGAUCGGUCAUCCGCAACACAUUUUGGGCUACCAAGAGCAUUAGAUGAAGUCCGAAGAAUUCAACCGAGGAGGACAUUUUUCACAGGAAUGAUGCAUUUGAUGGAUCAUGACAAGGUGAAUGAAGAUCUUGCUAAAUUGAUGGAAACAGAAGGCUUAGAUGUUCAAUUAAGCUAUGACGGCCUCCGAGUCCCUAUAAAACUUUAAGUUACUUGUCAUGUGCAUUUAUUCUUUCCACCUUCAUGGUGGACCUUUUUAUUAGCCCUGAAUCGACCAGGGAAAAAUGAGUAUAAAUUUAUCGUUGUACAAUAUCAUGUCCUUGCCAUGACAUAAUGUUUCAAUUUGUGGAGGUCUUCUUCUAUCUGAA